AUGAAAGGUCCCGGCGCCCUGCGGAGCAAGGGUGGCUGCCUCAGCACCUUGCUGGCGGAGGAGUUGCCCGGCGGCCGGCGAGUGCCAGGCUGGGCUGGUGAUGCUGUUGCCCCGCGGGUCUGUGGGGCUGAGGUUGUGCCGGGGUCCUGGUGUGUUGGGGGGCUUCAGGUACAGUUUGAGCAGGGGGACAUCUCUGCCCCCCGGGAUCUGUGCUCUGGGACUGGCUCGUUCUCCAGCCUCCAGGUCCCUUUUGAGGAGGAGCCCGUGUUUGGAAAGGGUGUCCCUGACCCCCUCAUCCCCUCCUUCCCUUGCAGCCUGCGGCGGGAGGGCUACACGGUGCAGGUGAACGUCAACGACUACCUGGACAUCUACUGCCCGCACUACAACGCCUCAGUGCCCGAGCACCGGCUGGAGCAGUACGUGCUCUACAUGGUGAACGCGGAGGGCUACCGCACCUGCAACACCAGCCAGGGCUUCAAGCGCUGGGAGUGCAACCGGCCCCACGCGCCCCACAGCCCCAUCAAGUUCUCGGAGAAGUUCCAGCGCUACAGCGCCUUCUCGCUGGGCUACGAGUUCCGUGCGGGGCAGGAGUACUACUACAUCUCCACGCCGACGCACAACCACCACCGGGCCUGCCUGAAGAUGAAGGUGUUCGUCUGCUGCGCCUCCACGUCGCAUUCCGGGGAGAAGCUGGUGCCCACCCUGCCGCAGUUCACCCUGCGGCCCGAGGUGAAGAUCGAGGACCUGGACAACUUCAACCCGGAGAUGCCCAAGCUGGAGAAGAGCAUCAGUGGCACCAGCCCCAAGCGGGAACACUUGCCCCUGGCUGUGGCCGCCGCGCUCUUCCUCAUGACACUACUGGCCUCCUAGCUCCCGGUGCCGGCGGGGGCCCAGCCAGCGCGGCUCCGCCGAGUGGGGACCCCCCGACCUGCCGCCCCUCAUGAGAGCCACCGGGGAACCACUGCGGGACCACCCCCUCCCUGCCCGGAGAGCCGCCCCGUGGGGCAGGGGUCCAUGGGACGCGCCGAGCCUGGCUGGGACUCGUCCCCCCGCCACCAUGCCGGGGCCACGUCUGCGAGGAUGCGGCUCGGUGCUGCCACACGCACCGCACCUUCCACCGACACCGUCCCGCGGCGCGGACCCCCGCCUGCAGCCCACCCUGUGCCCCGUGGCUGGGGGGGCAGAACCAGCCGGGAGAGCCCGGUGAGGGCAGGGACGCCCAGGGCCGGGCAGGCUGUACAUACCUAUAUAGAGAUCUAUACAUACUGUACAGAGAGCGACUAUACAGAUAUAUCUAUACUGUACCAUAGGCAGCGACGCCGGCCCCGGGCUGGCUUGUACAUAGUCAAACGUGUUGGAUUUUCCUCGUCUUCCGUGAAGACCCGACCUAUGCAAACGCACAGACACUUUUUGGGGAAAAACAAAACAGAACAAAAAAACAAACUCAACCUUUUUUUCAAGUGCUUUGGCUGGUGAUUUUCAUAUUCUGCUCUUAGUCUAUUAAAAAAAAAAAAAUAAUAAAAG
This is a messenger RNA of Calidris pugnax (ruff), 1524 nucleotides long. It is a transcript of the gene EFNA3, whose product is annotated as ephrin-A3. The transcript is spliced from 5 exons. Bases 1 to 870 code for a protein of 289 amino acids. The record is from RefSeq and is a predicted model, not a curated record. Gene Ontology annotation, molecular function: ephrin receptor binding. Gene Ontology annotation, cellular component: plasma membrane. Gene Ontology annotation, biological process: ephrin receptor signaling pathway; axon guidance. Lineage: Eukaryota; Metazoa; Chordata; Aves; Charadriiformes; Scolopacidae.